CUCGCUCAUGGAGCCCGCUGAGCUGGAGCACGCUCUGCGCAGGUCACUCUUCUCCACACAGACCCACUCCUGGAGCAGCUUUGGGGGACCCGAACAUCAAGAGAUGAGCUUCCUAGAGCAAGGAGACAGCACUUCAUGGCCAUCACCAGCCAUGACCACCAAUGCAGAAAUAAGCCUUGGGGAACAGAGGACCAAGGUCUCAAGAUGGACAAGCCAGGAGGAUGUAGAGGAAGGGGAGCUUCCAGGCCUGGAGGGAGGUCCCCAGUCCAGGCCAGCUGCUGAGUCCACCGGGCUGGAGGCCACAUUCCCCAAGGCCACACCCUUGGCCCAAGCCAAUCCCUUGUCCGAGGUGGGCACCCCCACAACAGAGCGAGACAGCCUCCCCGCUGACUGUACAGCCUCCGCUUCCGGCUCCAGCACAGACGGUCUGGAUCUGGGCAUAGAGUUCUCAGCCCCAGCAGCGUGGGGGGAUGAGCUCGGCCUGGUGGAAGAGAGGCCGGCCCAGUGCCUGCCCCCGCAGGUGCCGGUGCUCAGGCUUGGCUGGGAUGAUGAGCUGCGGAAGCCAGGGGCCCAGGUCUACAUGCACUUCAUGCAGGAGCAUACCUGCUACGACGCCAUGGCAACCAGCUCCAAGCUGGUCAUCUUCGACACCAUGCUACAGAUCAAGAAGGCCUUUUUUGCCCUGGUGGCCAACGGCGUCCGGGCUGCACCUCUAUGGGACAGCAAGAAGCAGAGCUUUGUGGGGAUGCUGACUAUCACAGACUUCAUCUUGGUUCUGCAUCGCUAUUACCGGUCCCCCCUGGUCCAGAUCUAUGAGAUUGAAGAACACAAGAUUGAGACCUGGAGGGAGAUCUACCUUCAAGGCUGCUUCAAGCCUCUGGUCUCCAUCUCUCCCAGUGACAGCCUGUUCGAAGCUGUCUACACCCUCAUCAAGAACCGUAUCCACCGCCUGCCGGUCCUGGACCCAGUCUCAGGUGCCGUGCUGCACAUCCUCACACACAAACGGCUUCUCAAGUUCCUGCACAUCUUUCAGGGCACCCUGCUGCCCCGGCCCUCCUUCCUCUCCCGCACCAUCCAAGAUCUGGGCAUUGGCACAUUCCGAGACUUGGCCGUGGUGCUGGAAACAGCACCCAUCCUCACCGCGCUGGACAUCUUUGUGGACCGGCGCGUGUCUGCGCUGCCGGUGAUCAACGAAGCUGGACAGGUCGUGGGCCUCUACUCCCGCUUUGAUGUGAUUCACCUGGCAGCCCAACAAACAUACAACCACCUGGACAUAAGCGUGGGAGAAGCACUGAGGCGGAGGACGCUGUGUCUGGAGGGAGUCCUUUCCUGCCAGCCCCACGAGACCUUGGGGGAAGUCAUCGACCGGAUUGCCCGGGAGCAGGUGCACCGGCUGGUGCUCGUGGAUGAAACCCAGCACCUCCUGGGCGUGGUGUCCCUCUCCGACAUCCUUCAAGCUCUAGUGCUCAGCCCCGCUGGCAUCGACGCCCUCGGGGCCUGAGAACAGCGCAGUCCUCACGCUCGGGCCACCUUCCACACCUGGAAGCCAGUGAAGGGAGCUGGGGACUCGGCCUUCACCUCCCCCACCCCCUUUUGUGGGUUCUGCUCCUGUUCAGGCUUCUCUAGCCCUCCCCAAUUGCCCCCUGCCCUGCCUGUGCUCCCAGAAGCCCUCAGGAAUGCCCGGUCUACCGUGAAUGAUGAAAUUAAAGAGAACAGCUGAGUCAAGCCCGGAGCUCUUGGAUCAGAGGCACUAGGUUUACCCCGGGGCUGACUGCUCGUUGCCACCCACGCUGCUCUCCCCCACCUGGCCCCAGUGGGGUGGGGAGCCCUCAGGCAGAGGCUCUGGAUUCCUCCGCUUCUGGAUUACCUGGCAUCAAGCCCCCAGCUCCUGGAGCCCCAGCUGUGCUUCCCCCAUGGAAGCUGCCCCAGCAGCUCUCCCCGACUUUGUCACUGUCCUCCUGCUCCCCCAGCACUGCAUUUCAGGGCUGCCUGCAGGGCCCCACAGGGCAGCAGUUUCGUAGAGCUGCCGGUUGGAGUGGGGUUCCCUCUCCAUUCUCAGCCUUAGCUCUCACCAUCGAGCAGUGUUCUCAGUCCCCAGGGCGGGCCUGCAUUUGGAUCACUGAGGAUGAACCAUCGAGACAACAAAAAGGAAACGAACAGCCCAUGAACUCAGAUUUUAUCAUUUUCACUCAGAAAAUGCUAUGGUCAUCUGAUCUGAACUCGUGGCAAGACCCCCCCGCAACCCCCGCCAUCCUUUCUGAAUUCAAAGACCCGAAGAAAAAUCUGUAAUUGACAGACUCUGCAAGUGGCGUUUCUGUUGCUUAUGGAGUGUUAUUCCACUGAAAUGUCUUUUUCAUCGUUUGUUUAUAACAAAAUUAUAAAGAAAAUGUUAGUUACUUAUGUACUGGGUACAAUUCAGACCCCAAACUCUAACCUAUAAGAAACAUAUAAUUUUUCUAACACUGAAUGUAACUUCUUUUAUGAACUCCAUUUCACCAGGUGGUAGAAAUUAAUCUCAGUCAAUUUGGGGUUCCCCUCCCACCUUUUCUUAGGGUUAAGUUCAGUGAUGGGGGAGGCUUGGGAUGUAAGACUUUGCUUCUCAGCCAUCAAGCAUCCACCCAUGCCAGCACCUGCUGAAAUAUCCCCAUUUCCAUGUGACUGUCCCUUGGUUGGUCAGUGGGUGUGGGCCCUGCUAGGUGCCCCCUCCCUCCCAACCAUGAAGUUUCUUUGGGUCUGCCUGCUGGGGUGUGAGGACAUUCCAGCUCCUGGUCCCACACCCCUCUAGACUUCAGGAAGCUCUGCGGGGCCAUCCUAAGCCCACCUGCUGAGACAGGCAGCAAGUGGUCUGGUCUACCCUGACUUUUCCUGUUCUCCCAGCCUCUACCCGGGAAACAUGGGGCCCAGGGCUUUCCUACCCUUCUCGUCUCUGAACUUCUCUGAGGUGUUUGUCAUACUCCCCUCUCACUUCAUACACUGCUCCCUCAUCAGGGCCCUUUUCUCAUCCCUCCUGCCAAAUGUCAGUCUAUAGUCUCUUUGCUUCCUCAACCCCCACCAGCCUGUGGAAUCUUUACGCAGCUGGGAAAAGCAGGGGCCUUUUGCUCUAGCCUGUCACAUAUUCUUCCAAAUGCACUGUAAGCAUCUGAGUUCUUGCCAUCUGCCCCAUUGAGUCAGGCUGGGCUUUGUUGUGUCCCCCCUCCCCUGUGAUAACAGACACUGCAGGUCUGCUGUUGCGGUGGUGGUGGUAGGGGAUGUGGGGAGGCUAAUGUUUCUAGAAUAUGAUCCUACCCUGUUUACCUAAUAGAGCAACAGAGUGGGGCCAUCUGUGCUGAUGAGUCAGGCAGUAAGUGAAGGCAUUUUCUCAUAGACACUCAACUUCCGUUUCUGGUUUUGUUAUAACCAGUGGAUCAGCGCUGGUUCUGCUCUGGUCCCACCUAGAGAGGUCCUGGGUCUUGGGUUCAAGUGGGAGGAUGAGAUGGGGUGCUCUCAGCACUGUCUCAAGUGAGUAUCCUUGGGGGAACUGGGGAGAGCUGUCUUGCUCAGCUCUAGGAUGAGUGUAGCAGGGUCUGUCUUUGAGGCAAUGCCCCACAUGGCUCAAACCAGGGCUGAUGGCCUGGUUUUUCACUCUCCAGAGAGAAAGUUGCAUCGGAAAGAGCCCACAUAUUAUAUCACAUCUAUCCUGUGGUGUGUGUUUUCCUUUUUCAAAUUUGUUUGACUGUGCUGGGUCUUAGUUGUAGGUUUUGGGCUCUAGUUCCCUGACCAUGGAUCAAAUCCAGGUCCCCUGCGUUGGAAGCAUGGAAUCUUAACCAAUGGACCACCAGGGAAAUCCCUGUGAAUGCUUUCUAAGCCUUAUGGUUUUUUUUUUUUAAUUGAAGCAGAGUUUAUUUACAACAUUGUAUCCAAAAGGUAUUUUAUAUAUUUGAAUGAAUCAUUGACAAAGAAAGUAAUUUUUUUUCCAUUUACACUAAGUGUCUUAUACAUGCAAUGAGAUGGAACAUAAACUGAGAGAUGCCAUUUUUAAUUACCAAGAAAAGCCAAAGAACUUCAUGUAUGCUAACUGCCAUUUUUGUUUUUCUAUAGGCAUAUUUCAAUAAACAGCCAGUGAGAAUUUGCUUUAUGACUCAGGGAACUCAAGCCAGGGCUCUGUGACAACCUAGAGGGGUGAGAUGGAGAGGAAGGUGGGAGGAGGAUUCAGGAGGGAAGGGUAUAUGUAUACCUAUGGCUGAUUCAUGUCGAUGUAUGGCAGAA
Molecule: messenger RNA, 4245 nt
Organism: Budorcas taxicolor (takin)
Lineage: Eukaryota; Metazoa; Chordata; Mammalia; Artiodactyla; Bovidae
Gene: PRKAG3
Product: protein kinase AMP-activated non-catalytic subunit gamma 3
Exons: 14
Coding region: 8-1501 (497 amino acids)
Source: RefSeq, a predicted model, not a curated record